This is a messenger RNA of Amphibalanus amphitrite, 2761 nucleotides long. Its product is annotated as zinc finger protein 474-like. NCBI's taxonomy places the organism in Eukaryota, Metazoa, Arthropoda, Thecostraca, Balanomorpha, Balanidae. Bases 112 to 2043 code for a protein of 643 amino acids. The record is from RefSeq and is a predicted model, not a curated record. The transcript is spliced from 5 exons.
UAAGGGCUUGAGGAUCAGUUUUGUUCCGUUGUUGAUUUCACCUGGAGCUGUGGUGGCGCUGUGUCCGGAGGCAGCGGCGCCUCUCGCUGGACCGGCUCAAGACCAGCCGCCAUGCCGGCGGCUGCCGCCGUCCCCAGUGCCCCCGCCGAGUCGCCGGCUCGUCCCCCGGCCUACGUCGACUGUUACGUGUGCGGCCGUCAGUUCGGCUCGCGCUCUGUGGCCCUGCACGUGACGCGCUGCCUGGAGCGCUGGCGGGCCGCUAAUGCCACGCUGCCGGCGUCGGAGCGCUCAGCCGAGCCGCAGCCGCCGCCGGCCGCCGAGCCGUCUCUCAACUCGUCCUGGCCGCGCAGCAACGGCCGGCUGCGCGCUGCGCUCGAGGAGCAGCAGAGCCCGCGCGUCUCGCGGCCGCGCACUGCCACCCUGAAAAAGCCGCGAGUGCUCGACGCCGAGAAGAAGGCCGAGCUGGACAUGUCGACCACGCGCUGCAACGAACUGCUCCAGCUGGCGGCGGAGAACCGCGCGCGCCGGGAGCGGCCCGAGCGCGCCGCCUCCGAGGAGCGCGCCGGCCGGCCGCAAACCAUCAAACUCAGCCAGCCCUCCUCGCGCGACCUCAACGUGCCCAACAUCGACUACCGCUCGGCGGCCGUCAUAUCACCCGAUGGCCGCGCCAAGGCGACCAAGGCUACCUCCAAGCUCGGCAGGCGGCUACCCAACUUCACGCGCGCCCUCGAGGAGCUGUUUCACGCGCCGCGCGCCAAGGCCGGCGUGCCGCGGCCGUGCAUGUCGUGCGGCAAGCCGGAGAAUCCGGAGCGGUUUCACAGCCAUCCGGCCGAGCCGUCCGCCGAGCCGCCGCGCCGCGCCAAGCGGCCCUCCAAGAAGCGGAUGUCGAUCCAGCGUCCGGUGGCGAUCCGGUACCGGGCGGCCGGCGGCGGCGGCGGCGCGCCGCAGCCGCCCAUCGUCGACCCGGUGGCGCAGCGCAAACAGCAGCUGGAAGAGGAGCAGCGGCUCAAACAGCAGCGACUCAGGGAGGAGUACCUCAAGAAGGAGGAGAAGAGCAAGAAGGCGCGCGAGGACGCCAUGCGCAAGAAGCUGGCGUUCACGAUGGCGAAGCAGCAGCGCGUGACAAACGGGGCGGCGGCGCCGCCGCGGCCGGAGCCGUGCUACGUGUGCGGGAAGCCGUUCGGUGCCAACUCACUGCUUAUUCACCAGCCUCAGUGCCUGGAGAAGUGGCGCCGCGAGAACGACUCUCUGCCGGAGCCGGAGCGGCAGCCGGAGCCGCAGCCGGCGCCGGCCGGAGGUCAGAGGUCAGACGCCGACCCGCCGGCCGGAGGUCAGAGGUCAGGGGGUCAGCCGCCGCCGGCCGGAGGUCAGAGGUCAGAGGGUCAGCCGCCGCCGGCGCCGGAGGCCCAGCUCACCGACAGCCGGACAGAGGACCAACAACAGGCGGACCUGGUUCCCUGCCGGCGCUGCGGCCGUACGUUCUUCCCCGACCGUGUACAGCUGCAUGAGAAGAACUGUCAGCCCAAGGACGCAGACGCCGCGGCCCGGGAGGCGCCGGCGCAGGUGGCUCCUCCGUCCGUGUGCUACAUCUGUAAGGCGCGGUUUCCACCGGACCAGCUGGCCGCUCACGAGGUGGAGUGUGUCAGCCGGUGGCGCGCGCAGAACGCCGUCACCGGCCAACAGAUGGUGCCGCUGCCGGCUCUGGCGCUGCCACCGCAGCAGCAGCAGUCGGAACAGCAACCGGAACAGCAACAAGAACAGCAGCCAGAACAGCAACCAGAACAGCCGCCGCCGACAGAAGGAGCGACAACGGUGGCAAUGCCCAGUGGAGCUGCACCGACCGCGGCGGUGGCGGUGGCCCCCUCGGCGCCCGCUGCCGGCCCGGUCGAGCAGCUCGAGGGCCAGCUGGACGCUCUCAUCGACGCCGCCUGGCAGAGCCACCUCUCCGAGCUGGUGCCGUGCCCCAACUGCGCGCGCACCUUCUUCCCCGACCGGCUGGAGAAGCACACCAAAAACUGCAAGGUCGACCCCAAACAGAAGUGACCCCCGACCGGGUGGGCUCGGCUGAAUCGCCAACCGAGUGAUGCAAGUGAGAGGAUCUGACCAAGCGGCCUAGGACGGCUGCACGCGCACUGCACAGUUGCCGGAUAUCUUACGCUAUGGGCCAUUGCGGAGCUAUAUGGUGACUAUGUUGCCAAAAGAUGUCUGGUAAUGAUGUCGAAUUUGAGGAUGAAUUUGACAGCGCUUAUGCUACUUGCAUGGGCCGCUGAUUUAGUACUAAUUUCAAAUAGUUUUAGUUGGAUUGACGGUUUAUUUCAGCAAACCAUUUCUUUUACCUGACAAGCAGGCGAUCUUAUCAAUCUCUUUUUCGGUUGCUCCUUUAGUUUCUGCUUAUGCAAUAGGUACGAGGUUAAUGGUGCAAUUCAUGUCUGUAAACUUAUUGACUUUAAAUCAAGAAGGCGAUGCAAUCCAUUCAUGUUGCCAACAAACCAUGCCUUAUAUUAACACUGAAGUUAAUAACACUCCAGUGAUUUGUGUAGAAGUGUAGACGUCUACCUAGUUGGCAGCAUUGCUGAUAUCGUGGCGUUUUGCGAGAGAUGUGAUACCGCGAGGCAUGAUAGGUAAUACGGUGGUACCUGAAUCACUAAUUAGGUUUGCGGUGUCAGAACGUGGACGAUGUCCGGAUUUAUUUCUGUGUCGUUUCUGUCACAAGGUAAUCGUCGCAUAUAAUCAUGCAAUACACACGGGAACAUGGAACAUA